AUGGCGGCGCCCAUUGUAACGUGCAUGGUUCCGUUAUCUCAUAAUAUUUGUGGAUCGGAGGUGUUUUCGUGGUCACUGGAUCAUAAAACCGCCAUUGCUACCGAUCACUGUGUAUACAUUAUGGAUAUUCAGUGUUCAUCUAGUGAUAGCAGCAAGUCAUUUACUUUGCCGAAGUCAGUCAUACCAGCUUCAGAGAAGUCACUGGAGUUUGAUGUUCAGAUCAGUGAAGAAACGGUUCUAGAAAAUAUACAGCUAAAACCAUCGGAGUCCUUAGCUACGAUGACACUGGACCCAACAUUGUCACCAAGGAUAGGAUUGCCUGAAGUUUACUUGGGGUACAAAAUGGUCAAAUGGUCUCCUUUACACUGUGACCAGCAGGGAAGGAGUCUAUUGUGUUGCUUAACGAUGGAUCACAGGUUGACUAUAUACAAACACAUGGCAGUCAAGAAAUGGGAAAAGAUUAUUGAUGUAUCAGAAUUACUAUACUCGACAGUAAAAGAGAACAAAUUUAAAUUUCCACAUCACCUCACUCCUGAUGUACACAAACCAUUUAUUGGAAAAUGCGAAAUAUAUGAAAGAUACAAGAAAAGACAUUACAUGCUGGCAGUGAUUGCUAUGGAAUGGUCUGAUCUCUAUCAUUCACAUAAAGACACCACCUUGACACCUGCCAAGAAGAUGAAGAUUGAGAAGGUUGCAGAAAAAUUUACUUUACUAGCAACGCUAAACAGAAGCAGCCAUGUUGUUAUUUGGAAACUUAUGACCCCAAUAAUCUCAGAAAAUUCUUUAACCAUACACGGAGUAAUAGACACAAGUUUUGAAACACCAGUCUCCCUGUCAUGGUGUCAUUUGUCUGGUUUAUCAUCAGAUAGUUUAUCAAAUCAAUAUGGAAUAUUUGCAGUAGGUGACAUUUCUGGACAAAUUGUGGUGUGGAAAAUGGAUGUACAUUGUAGACAGUCUGGCAGCCUUGAUUCAUUGACUGUGUGGGAAGACAAAGAUCUUUUGAGUCCCAGUAAAAUGACAUGGAAGUAUAUGGCAAAUAAAGAUAUUUAUAUUCUAGCUGCAGCAAAGGGAGCUUACUUAAUGAUAUUCAUGAUAAAGAUAAAAGACAAUAAAUUGAUUCUUGUUAGCAAAUAUCAGCCCAGUACAGUACAUCCUGUAUCAAUUACGGGUCUUUCAUUUCAAGAUAACAUCAUCAUGACAUUAAGUAUGGAAGGCACAAUUAAAAAGACAAUUAUAAAAGUUGAACAGAAUGCAAUUUCAUCUGAGACACAGCCUGUAUUGCUAAAUGCUAAUGAAAAAGAAAUCAGGAAAUACCAUUAUGUUGUGUUGUCUCCAAAUUGUGUAUAUGCUGCAUUUGUCACCAGUUUACUAAAUAACAUAACAAAAAAAACUAAAGUGGAAGUUCAAAUAAUGGAGGUGUGCAAUGAAUCAGAACUAUUAAAGUAUUUGCUGGCUAUUAAAGGAUCUUUAUCAAAUUACGUUGAUACGAUUGAGUACAUAAGACAACACAUCGUCUCUGAUAACUUAUCACAACCAUUGCAGCAAUUCAUGAAAUCUACCGAAACAACGCCAGCAUUAAUCAAAUUGGGAUUAUUUAUACAGAGAAUUCAGCUAAAUCAGGUGAAACAAACGCUGAGUGGAAAGACCGUGACUGAGGGAGAAGAAAUUAGUGAUGACAUCAAAGAAUUGAAAUCUCAAGAAAAUCAGCUGGUAAAAAUGUUUUAA
This is a messenger RNA of Saccoglossus kowalevskii, 1725 nucleotides long. RefSeq names its product general transcription factor 3C polypeptide 4-like. Gene Ontology annotation, molecular function: protein binding; histone acetyltransferase activity. Gene Ontology annotation, cellular component: transcription factor TFIIIC complex. Gene Ontology annotation, biological process: transcription initiation at RNA polymerase III promoter. Lineage: Eukaryota; Metazoa; Hemichordata; Enteropneusta; Harrimaniidae. The record is from RefSeq and is a predicted model, not a curated record.